Molecule: messenger RNA, 360 nt
Organism: Haemonchus placei
Lineage: Eukaryota; Metazoa; Nematoda; Chromadorea; Rhabditida; Trichostrongylidae
Source: the annotation of a GenBank genome assembly
AUGCCUUAUAAAAUAAUUAUAUCGCGUGCGGCAGCUCGAAGCGAGCAACCAAAAGUUGUCGAACGAGGUGAAGAAACUCCGAGAGCUGAUGGGGAAUGGGACUCCGCAUUCGGAUCUCCCCGUAGCACAUUAGGUUGGCAUCAUCUUUGCCAGAAUCUUCUAUCGUUAUUCUCAAUUAUCCUUCGAGGGAUGGCUGAACAUUCAGUCGGUCUGGCGCCGCCAAUCGUCCAACUAAUUUUUGGACUUGAAGCCGUCUACCUAUCGCCUCGCCUAACUGUGUGCUUCGGUCAUUUCUCUGACCCAGGUCUGCUUGAUGAAAUGCGUGUAUGCGCCGCUUCUUUCGUGACUACCCAGCCAUAG